GGCCGCGGGGAGUGCCGGGAGCGCAGCGCAGAGCAGAGCGGAGCGGAGAUGGACGUGUUCCUGAUGAUCCGGCGCCAUAAGACCACCAUCUUCACGGACGCCAAGGAGUCGAGCACAGUGCUGGAGCUGAAGCGCAUCGUGGAGGGGAUCCUCAAACGGCCGCCCGAGGAGCAGCGCCUCUACAAGGACGAGCAGCUGUUGGACGACUCGAAGACGUUGGGCGACUGCGGCUUCACCAGUCAGACCGCCCGGCCGCAGGCGCCCGCAACCGUGGGGCUGGCGCUGCGCAGCGCUGAUGAAUGUUUUGAGGCUCUGCGCAUCGACGCCUUCUCCAGCCCCCCCGAGCUCCCGGAUGUGAUGAAACCUCAGGACUCAGCAGGGGGGGCCAACGAGACCCCCGUCCAGUGACCCCCCCCC
Molecule: messenger RNA, 417 nt
Organism: Gallus gallus (chicken)
Lineage: Eukaryota; Metazoa; Chordata; Aves; Galliformes; Phasianidae
Gene: ELOB
Product: elongin B
Exons: 4
Coding region: 49-408 (119 amino acids)
Biological process (GO): transcription elongation by RNA polymerase II
Cellular component (GO): VCB complex; elongin complex
Molecular function (GO): protein binding
Source: RefSeq, a predicted model, not a curated record